Messenger RNA from Camelina sativa (false flax), 1427 nucleotides. Its product is annotated as pyruvate, phosphate dikinase regulatory protein 1, chloroplastic. Gene Ontology annotation, molecular function: protein serine/threonine kinase activity; ATP binding; phosphotransferase activity, phosphate group as acceptor. NCBI's taxonomy places the organism in Eukaryota, Viridiplantae, Streptophyta, Magnoliopsida, Brassicales, Brassicaceae. Gene Ontology annotation, cellular component: chloroplast. The record is from RefSeq and is a predicted model, not a curated record.
UAUUAAGUGAAGGAAGGGUCACGAUAAAUUGUUAGAAAAAAAAUAAAUUAAAAUAAAUAAAAUAAAGAAAUGGCACUUCUCUCGGCGAUGAAGUUGCAGGGACGUCCACCACCGAUCAUCUCGUCCAGUCUCAACUCAAAUUCCAAACCUGCAGGUUCGGAUUCCGUUUCUUUAAACACCUCCGAACCUGGCUCGGAACGGAAGCCUCGAAAGUUCAGCUCCCAGCUGAAUCGCUGGAACAGAGCACGAACCUUAAGGUCGGGCGGCGCGAAGCUGGACCGUACGAUUAACAAUGGUUCAAAUACCACGACCGGUCCGAUGCGUCCGAUCGAAAGUUCGAAUCGGUCUGAUGUUUCGACACAAGUGGACAGUGACGUGUCAUCAUCAUUUUCAUCAAGUAACGGAGAUAACGAGACGGAUAUGACGGCGGCAAAGUCGAUUUACAUAGUCUCUGACGGAACUGGAUGGACGGCGGAACACGCCGUUAACGCUGCUUUGGGCCAAUUCGAUUACUGCUUGGUCGACCGUGGCUGUCCCGUUAACACACAUCUCUUCUCAGGGAUUGAAGAUGGAGAGAAGUUAAUGGAGAUCAUAAAGCAAGCAGCAAGUGAAGGAGCAAUGGUAAUAUACACUUUAGCUGAUCCAUCAAUGGCAGAAGCAGCAAUGAGAGCUUGUAAGCUAUGGUGUAUCCCAUCACUAGACAUCCUCGGACCAAUCACAGACUCAAUCUCAUCUCACUUAGGCACUAACCCUUCCGGUAUCUCACGUAGCGUGGCACACUCAUCUCUCAACGAAGACUACUUCAAAAGAAUCGAAGCAAUCGAAUUCACGAUCAAACACGACGACGGUGCCUUGCCUGAGAAUCUUGAGAAAGCAGACAUUGUUCUUGUUGGUGUCUCUAGAACAGGGAAGACACCGCUCUCUACUUACUUAGCUCAAAAGGGUUACAAAGUGUCUAAUGUACCGAUCGUUAACGGUGUGGAACUUCCCAAGACUCUGUUUGAGAUCGACCCUAGAAAAGUUUUUGGUCUGAUGAUUAAUCCGGUCGUGUUGCAAGGGAUAAGAGAGGCUAGAGCCAAGAGUCUUGGACUUGGUUCGAGUUAUAAGACUAAGUAUUCUGAGUUGGGUUCUGUUAAAGAAGAGCUUGAGCUUGCCAAGAGAAUUUUCGCAGAGAAUCCUACAUGGCCAGUGAUUGAAGUGACAGAGAGUGCGAUUGAGGAAACUGCGGCAGUGAUUUUGAGGCUUUACGACGAGAGACAAAGCAAUCGAGCAAUGCCUCGCAUCUCUAAAAGCUACUAAAUUAUUUAUUGGAAGAUGAUUUAAAUUAAUGCGGAUGAUGAAUAUAUAGAGCAAAUAUAAAUUGAUCAAAACUCUUUUGUUAUAUAAGCCCAAUAUAAUCAGCACCUUUUUAGUUUUUACAAUGACCA